Spirodela intermedia is the source of this 3188-nucleotide messenger RNA. Lineage: Eukaryota; Viridiplantae; Streptophyta; Magnoliopsida; Alismatales; Araceae. The record is from the annotation of a GenBank genome assembly.
AUGGGAGACGAGGCGAAGGGGGAAGAAGGAGGCCUCCGACUCGUUCUGGUGACGAGGAAGGGAGGGUUCGCGCUCCCCACGGCGUGCCCGUCGUGCCUCCCCGUCUACGUUUCCCUCAAACUCGCCAAAGUCCCCUUCGAUCUCCACUUCGACUCCAAGAACCCGGAUUCAGGUCAGGGUCGGGGUCUUUGGAAGCCAUCCCUUUAACCCUCCCCUCCUCAGUCUUCCAUUUGAUCCGGCCCCGUGCAUUGCCUGGUUUUAUUACUAUUAGUUUUUUCCCCCGAUAGGCUAUGUUUACUUGCUUAUGCUCAUUGUCGUCAUGAGUUCUCUUGCAAGUUAGACAGCUGACGGGCAUGUUAUCUGGACACUUGAUAGAUAUUAAUGACAAUAAACCGGCUGCUUGAUAGUUGAUUCUUGGGUUCAUUCCCUCUAGAUCUCAGCUUCAUAUUCUGAAUAAUAUAUUACUUGAGCUUAUAACUCCCAUUUCAUCGUUUGUGCCUUCACACUUGAACUAAGUGUGCAUUAGACGAAAUUAACUGAUUGAGGAUGAUCAGGCUAUGCAAGAAGGGAGGAAAUGACCUCAUCUUCAUUUUUCUUUUUUUUUUAACUACCAGAUACCGAAAUCAGACCUGGAUUUCUAGCAAUGCCCUCCAUGGGGUCGUUUUCCUGUUGAAUCCGUUCUGUCCAAUUGUUGUCUAAUUUUUCUUUCCUUGCAGACCACAUCCCAUUCGUCGAAUUUGGAGAUUACGUAGCUUACGACAACGAGAAUGGAGGAGUCAUUGAUAGGCUGAAAGAAGAUGGAAUCGUUGACUUGGAUUCUAGUCUUCCAGGUCAAUCAUUUCCAGAUUGGUUAUCUAUGAAAGCAAUGGUUAACUCCUGGCUUGCUGACGCCGCAUUGUAUGAGUUAUGGGUUGAAUCUGAUGGAAGUACUGCAGACACAAUAUACUUCUCUGAUCUUCCUUGGCCAAUUAGAAAGGUUCUUCACUGGAAGCAAAGUAGGGCUGUCAGGAAUAUAAUGGGGAUAACGAAAUUCAAUGCUGCAGAGCGAGAAGGCGAGGUGCCACACGAUUUACUUCAUUAUGCUUAUCUUGGGUUCUUUGCCCGUUUAUUUUGUGAUUCGUAAGUGAUCAGAAUCUUGUGGCAGAUAUACAGGAAGGCUAAACAAGCAUACAAAGCUUUAUCCUUGAGGCUAGGGGAUCAAACAUUUUUCUUUGAGAACAGGUAUCUUAGAUGCUCUGUUUUUUCGAUUUUCAGUCCAAUUCUCUGGUGACGCUUCGUUCUCCAUGUCGAGUUUAAUAAGAAAUUCCAUCUUUUCCUGUGAAUAGGCCGACUAGUUUGGAUGCUGUUUUCCUCGGGCAUGCUCUUUUUGUGCUGCAAGCUUCACCUGUGAGUCACCUUCUGUUCUCCUAUCAUCUAUGUCUUGUUGUCCACGGUUCAAAAUGAAGCUCAUCUCUUUCUUUAUGCUUUUCUAAACAGAGGAUGCUCAUCGCCUAAUUUUCAUUGGAAUCUGUGUUUAGUGUUGAAUCUCAGGAGUUUUUUAGCAUCGUGUGGCUGACGAUAUUUUGGUCUCCUCCCUCAUUCUGAUCAGUAUACAAUGAAGAAAAGUGCUGGAUAGGCUUUUAUGUCUGGCCUUCUGGCUUUUAAUAACCAUGCAUCUUGAUGAUGCUCCAUUUCUGUGGAGUAAACUGAUGAAUUUCUUCCCUCCAUGAGAACACAUUUUCUAGGUUCAAUGCUGGUCAGUAGUGAUCGACCCAUCUCAGUGAAAAUAUAUUUUUUGACCAUUGGCAGGCGUCCCUUACCUUGGGCAUUCCAUCAGGCAAAUUUUAUCUUCUUUACCACUUGGACUGAUCAGCCAUGGUCAAUAGAACAUUAUCCAACACUCUUGACUCGGGACGAUGGCAAUGCCGUCUUCCCAACAUUGUGACAAGAAGUCAACUCAGUACAUUGACACACUUUUGACAUGAAAAACUCACUGUCCUUGAAAGGUCUCCGCGUAAGUGUUGGCACUGACCCUCUAAAAUGUGGUGUGUGGAAUUGGAACGGUGUUAAUCUCGGAUGGAAGAGUUUCUCUCUGUUGCUCCACAACUGUUGACUGCGGAGAGCAGUAGAGCCCAGCCAAGUUGGAUACACGCACUGGGUAUCCUCUUUCCACGUUUCUUCCUCAAUAUCUAUGACCAAACCAUCCUGAUGAUCCUGCCGCCUAUGUGAUUGGGUGAUCUUCCUCAUCUGUCUUCUCCAAUGAAAUAAUCACUGUGCACCAUGUGGUAAACGUUGGGGAUUGACCUCUAUCUGGCACCAGUUAGAGAGGGAAGCUAAAUCGUCUUCCCCCCAAAUGUAUAAAAUAAAAGAAGAGAUUCUCACUACUUCUAGGCGUUUUUAUUGUCAUCUUCGCCUUAUUUCUUCUCCCUCUUCUUUCCCUCAAAAUUAUGAACUAAUCUGCAAUUCUCAACUGCUUGAACUCUUGGUUUGCCUGUUCCUUUUCUUAUAGCUGCUUUGUAGGCAUGGUUUCUCAUAUUUAUCAGCUGUCUGCUCUUCUGUCUGGCGCUUUAGGAAACAUCAACACUGCGAAAACUUCUAUCGAGCCAUGACAAUCUCGUGAAAUAUGUGGAAAAUCUGAAGGGAGAGUUCCUCGAAGCAGGCUCUUCGUCAUCUUCUAUGCCCGGGUUCCCAUCCGAGCCUCCGACAUCUUCGACGUCUGCGAAACCCUCCUCACAUUGGACUUGGAGUAAGUGGAAAUGCCCAAUAAUGCUUCACCCUUUAAUUCUCCUUGACUGCACUUGCCUGUGGAAUUGUUGCUGAUUAGGAUUCGAUAUGCAUACCAAGCAAAUGCGCACAUGUUUAUAUAGAUGAUAUUAUAUAUGUGUUGCUAUGUACAUACGCAAUAAGUUGAUCUGGCGUACGGUUGGAGACCCAGCUAUUCACAUUUUAUCUGUCUGCUGUUCAAGCUGGUUUAUACAACGACUGAGUUUUGGACUUCCAUGCGGUUUCGCUUGACAGGUUCAAAGCCCAAACCCAAAGAGAAGAGAGAGAGGACGGAGGAAGAAAAGGCUUUCCGGAGGAGAGCCAAGUAUUUCCUCCUCACUCAGCUGGUCUCUGUCGUGGUAUUCCUCACGCUUUUGGGGCCCAUCGCUGCCCACGAAGAACUAGAGAUGGACGAGGACGACGACGACCUGAGCUAUGAAUACUGA